Ilex paraguariensis (yerba mate) is the source of this 705-nucleotide messenger RNA. Lineage: Eukaryota; Viridiplantae; Streptophyta; Magnoliopsida; Aquifoliales; Aquifoliaceae. The record is from the annotation of a GenBank genome assembly.
AUGGCCACUUCUUCAUCUUUGACCCUCUCCCAAGCUAUCCUAGCUCGCUCCAUCUCACGCCAUGGCUCAUCCUCUUCUUCCCAAGAACGUGUCUCUCUCUCCCCCACUUUCUCUCUCCCAUCAUUUUCCGGACUCAAAUCCACCUCACCUCCCUCUUCUCGCACCCCCACCCAUCGUCGCCGUGUCGCCGCCACGACACAUCAGGCAAUUCGUGCCUCAGCAUCCGUAGAGACGCUCGAAAAGACCACAGACGUAGCCUUGGUGAAGAAAUCGAUAAACACAAUUCGAUUCCUGGCGAUUGAUGCUGUGGAAAAGGCGAAUUCGGGGCACCCGGGACUGCCUAUGGGGUGUGCGCCGAUGGGUCAUAUAUUGUACGACGAGGUCAUGAAGUACAAUCCUAAGAACCCUUAUUGGUUCAACCGUGAUCGCUUUGUAUUAUCAGCUGGACAUGGGUGUAUGCUUCAGUAUGCUCUGAUGCACCUCGCUGGCUACGAUAGUGUCCAGGAAGAAGACUUGAGGAGUUUCCGUCAAUGGGGGAGCAAAACCCCUGGUCACCCUGAGAACUUUGAGACCCCUGGUGUUGAAGUCACUACUGGUCCUCUUGGUCAGGGUAUUGCCAAUGCUGUUGGUCUUGCUCUUGCUGAGAAGCACUUGGCGGCUCGUUUCAACAAACCAGACAGUGAGAUUGUUGACCACUACACGUAA